This is a messenger RNA of Stomoxys calcitrans (stable fly), 3052 nucleotides long. Its product is annotated as DNA mismatch repair protein spellchecker 1. The transcript has 7 exons. Bases 65 to 2836 code for a protein of 923 amino acids. Gene Ontology annotation, cellular component: nucleus; MutSalpha complex. NCBI's taxonomy places the organism in Eukaryota, Metazoa, Arthropoda, Insecta, Diptera, Muscidae. The record is from RefSeq and is a predicted model, not a curated record. Gene Ontology annotation, molecular function: ATP binding; mismatched DNA binding; ATP-dependent DNA damage sensor activity. Gene Ontology annotation, biological process: mismatch repair; mitotic recombination.
GCCACAUUCACGGAUUGGCAUAAUAAUUGUAAACUAAAAAAACAAACUAACAAACUAAUUAAAAAUGGAUGGCAUAAUUGUCGACAAACAAGCGCCCCAAUUUAAUAUGGAUACCAAUGGUCGCCGCAAUUUUAUACGCUUUUAUAAAUCAUUGGGCGAGAAACCCUUAACUACCAUACGCUUCUUUGACCACACCGAUUCCUAUACCGUUCACGGUAAAGAUGACACUAACCUCAUAGCCCGCAUGGUUUACAAGUCCACUGCUUUCAUCAGCGAAAUGCUGCCAAAUGAUUCCGACUCCAUACCUUAUAUUACCCUGUAUAAGAAUAAAUUUGAGUCGGCAGUGCGUGAACUGCUCUUGGUGCGCAACUAUAGGGUAGAGGUCUACGUGCGUCGUUCUAGUGGCUCAGACUGGAAAGUUGAAUAUAGGGGCUCUCCCGGAAAUUUAUUACAGUUUGAGGAUAUAAUUUUCUCCAACAAAGAGGAGUUGGUGGGCAAUAGCAUUUUAUCGCUGCAGCUUCGCAUGAUCAAUAAUCAAAGAAAGGUGGGUGUGGCAGCAGUGGAGCAAAAUGACUGCUUGUUUCAGGUUUUGGAGUUUGUCGAUGAUGAUUUCUUUACCGAAUUGGAAGCAACUGUGGUGCUAUUGGGACCCAAGGAAUGUUUGUUGCCAUCACAGGAAGGAGAGUAUGAAGCUGUUAAAAAUCUGUUGGAACGCAAUGGUAUUAUGGUUACUGUGGCCUCAAAAUCCCAACAAUCUGCCGAAAAAGGAGAUCUUGUGCAAGAUCUAAAUAAACUUUUGAGAUUCAGUAAAGGCCAACAGGAAGAUGCCACUGGAAUGGCAGAACUUACGCUGACCAUUGCCAUGGAGGCCUUAAAAUUAGUCAUUAAGUAUUUGGCCCUAACAAGUGAUGCUGGAAAUCUGGGCCAUUAUCAAAUCAAGCAACUGAAUUUAAAAAGAUUUGUGCACAUGGACGCUGCUGCGGUUAGUGCUUUAAAUGUUCUACCUAAGCCUGGUACUCAUCCCUCCUCCCCCUCGUACAGAUGGCAAAGUGUUUUGGGAGUUUUAGAUCGUUGUCACACUCCCCAGGGUCAUCGUCUUAUGGCCCAAUGGGUGAAACAGCCCCUACGUAGCCAAGAGAUACUUAACGAUCGUCAUAAUAUCGUACAAUGUUUACUGGAAUCUCCCACAACUUUAAGUUCUCUACAUGAGGACUAUUUGAAGCGUAUACCCGAUGUAUUAAUGCUGACCAAGAAAUUGUUGCGUAAAAAGGCCAAUUUACAAGAUAUUUUUCGUAUAUACCAGGUUAUGUUACGCACUCCCAAAGUCAUUAAUAUUUUGCGUUCUCUGGAAAAUGCCACCAUAAAUAGUGUCAUUUGUGGUCCUAUGCAAAGUUUUUUAGAAGAUUUAUCCGGGUUCAAACAGAUGGUUGAGCAAGUUAUGGAUUUUGAUGCCAUAGAGACGGGAGAGUAUUUGGUAAAGGCCUCUUUUGAUACUGAUUUGCGAGAAAUGAAGCAACGCAUGACACGUUUAAUGGAAAAAAUGGAAGACUGCCAAGAGAAGGCUUCACGAGAUUUAGAUUUGGAUAAGAAUUCUUGGGUAAAAUUGGCAAAUGUGCCAAAUUUCGGUUAUACCCUACGCAUAACGCUAAAGGAUGAUACGGCUUUGCGCAAGAACAAGGAUUACAAAAUUAUUGAUGUCCUCAGGGGUGGUAUACGCUUCACCACCGACAAGCUUACCAAAAUAAAUGAAGAGUUUGUGGCCCUCCGAGAACAAUAUGAAGAACAACAAAUGGCAAUUGUGGAGGAAAUUAUUAAAGUAGCUGUUGGUUAUGCUGCUCCACUGACAAGUUUGAAUAAUGAAUUUGCCCAGCUGGAUUGUUUGGUUAGUUUUGGCAUAGUGGCGCAGUCAGCACCCAUACCCUAUGUAAGACCUAAAAUGUUGGAGGAGGGUUCUGGCGAGCUGGUAUUGAAAGAUAUAAGACAUCCCUGCUUGGAACUGCAAGAGCACAUCAAUUUUAUAGCCAACAGUGUAGAGUUUAAAAAAGAUAUCUGCAACAUGUUGAUCAUAACUGGCCCCAAUAUGGGUGGUAAAUCCACCUAUAUACGCUCGGUGGGCACAGCCGUUUUAAUGGCCCAUGUAGGCAGUUUUGUGCCAUGUUCCGAAGCUACAAUAUCUAUGGUGGACUCCAUACUUGGCAGAGUGGGGGCCAGUGAUAAUAUCAUUAAAGGUCUAAGUACCUUUAUGGUGGAGAUGAUGGAAACCUCAGGCAUUAUAAGAUCUGCCACUGAUAAAUCUUUGGUAAUUAUCGAUGAACUGGGCAGAGGCACCUCCACUUACGAAGGCUGCGGCAUAGCAUGGUCCAUAGCUGAACACUUGGCCAAGGAAACAAAAUGUUUUACUUUGUUUGCCACUCACUUUCAUGAAAUUACCAAUCUUUCGGAAACCGUGGACACUGUCAAAAAUUGCCACAUGGCUGCUGUGGCAGAUAAUGAAAACUUCACCUUGCUUUAUCAGGUGCGUCCCGGUGUCAUGGAGAAGAGUUUUGGCAUUCAGGUGGCCCGUUUGGCAAAUUUUCCCGAAAAUGUGGUACAAAAUGCCCAACAGAUUUACAAUGAAUUCGAAGAUGAACAUGCUGCCAAGCAAACGGAAGAGGAUAAAGGACUUUUGGAGAAAAUCAAUAAAGCCAUUGAAAAUCUAUCCACCACCGGCAAUAAUGUGGAUAUCAAUGAAAGUGAUUUAUCCAAAUUGGUGGAACAAUUCACUCAGGACAUAAAAAAAUUGGAUAGUGAAUAUUUCAAAAGUGUUCUAGCCACUGCCGGUGGUAUGGCCAAGUAGAAUAUUUAAAUCUUGGUUAAGAGAUAAAGAAUUUUGGAAACGUUUGCCAAUCCCAUAGCUGUAUAACUAAGUUACGUUUUGUAUUGCUCAGUAUUCUUUUAUUGUUUAAGUAUUGUUUUGUUUUAAAAACAUAGUUUCACUUGUAAGUGAAUGUUUUUUCUCUUCCAAGGCAGUUUUUGACCAUACACAUGAUCUACAUUUUUUUAUAUCAAAGUU